Symbiodinium pilosum is the source of this 395-nucleotide messenger RNA. NCBI's taxonomy places the organism in Eukaryota, Dinophyceae, Suessiales, Symbiodiniaceae. The record is from the annotation of a GenBank genome assembly.
GAUAUGCUCCAGUUCUUGGCCCAGUGGGAGGGCAAACUUGUUGCUUGUAGCAGCCGAGAUCUUUACCGGACGUUGAACUCCUUCGGCAUCACCGAAGCAGAACGUUGCCUUGCUGAAGCGAGACAACUACGUGCAAGGAGCGUGGAAGAACAAACGCUUCAGCUUCAAGAAGGCCGUGGAAGACUUCUGCAAAGGGUGAUGAUCUCCGGCGGGAAGUGGGAUAGCUGUCAUGGCUCUAUCCGACAAGCCUGCCAGGACGGCCAUUACAUGGUGCUAGUUUAUUCAAGCAUGGGACUCCAGAACCUCAAAGCCAAACAUCUGCACCGUGUUCCUUGGUGCGGCAUGUCAAUCCCCCGUCUGGACGAGAUACGAGAAGAAAUGAUGCGUCAUACCCA